AGUUCACCGAGGCUGAGUGGACUCAGGGUGGGGCUCAGCUGCUUUGGCUAGUCACAAGAGCCCCAGUGUGGGUCCUAGACCUAAGGAUUUUGUGAACAGAAGAGGAUUUUUCUGAAGCCAUUCUAAGGGAUCAGCAACCUCAAGUACUCAUGGGCCCAGGAAGGAGGCCUCUCUUAGAGAGAUGCCUUCAUUAUUCUUGACCAAUAUGGGUCAAGACAAGGGGCUGAGGUGGUGAAAGCCUGCUCUAUCCUCCCCCACCCCAGACUCCUUUGGAUCGGGUUCACCUGCGGGGCACUGUGCCAGCUAGGAAGGCUGGUGCAUCUUUAAUGAAGUCACCUGAUCCCUGGAACAGGCUCUUGGCCUCACCAAGUUCCUAGAGCCAGACCCACUGGUGCCCACUGAGCCACCACCUUCCUGUGCCUUGGUGCCAGGUCCCUUGCCCCAGCAGCCAUGAACCAGGCCUUCUGGAAAACCUAUAAGUCCAAAGUGCUACAGACCCUGAGUGGGGAAUCUGAGGAGGACUUGACAGAGGAGAGGGAGAACCCAGCGUUAGUGGAGUCUGAGAAGGCAGAACCAACUGAGGAGGCCUCCAAUGCCAUGUCACAGCUGGCCCGCCGGGUUCAGGGGGUCGGGGUGAAAGGCUGGCUGACAAUGUCAUCUCUGUUUAACAAAGAAGAUGAGGACAAGCUGCUGCCACCGGAGCCCUGUGCUGACCACCCGCUGGCGGCGCGGCCCCCCUCGCAGGCCGCAGCUGCGGAGCCGCGCGGGCAGGGGUUCUGGGACGCGUUCGCCAGCAGGUGGCAGCAGCAGCAGGCGGCGGCGGCGUCCAUGCUGCGCGGCGCCGAACCCACUACGGAGCCGGACCCCGAGCCCGGGGACGAGGCCGCGGAGGAAGACGCUGAGCGCGCCGAGCCGCGGGAGGCUGACCCGGCGGCCGGCUUCAAGUGGGGCUUCCUCACCCACAAACUGGCCGAGAUGAGGGUGAAGGCCGCGCCCAAGGGCGACUAGCCGGCAGGCCGAACUGGACGCCCGCUCCCUACCCCUCAUAUAAACCCCUGGCCCAACA
Messenger RNA from Lemur catta (Ring-tailed lemur), 1066 nucleotides. It is a transcript of the gene C3H1orf232, whose product is annotated as chromosome 3 C1orf232 homolog. Lineage: Eukaryota; Metazoa; Chordata; Mammalia; Primates; Lemuridae. The record is from RefSeq and is a predicted model, not a curated record. The transcript has 4 exons. The coding region runs from base 451 to 1008 and encodes 185 amino acids.